CAAACUUCAUCUGGCACAUGGACUCCUACGACAAACUUAAACCAUAUGGAAUAUGCAUCAACGCAAGUAUUGAUGGGUUUUCAAGAAAAAUAAUCUGGCUUAAUGCUUACACAACAAGUAGUAAUCCAAAGGUGAUCGGGGGGUAUUACAUCGAAGCGGUGCAGCGUUUAAAUGGCUGCCCUAGAGUUGUACGUGGUGAUCUUGGAACCGAAAAUGGCCAUGUGAGAAGUUUCCAGCGUUUCCUUGUACCAACGGAACCAAACGAGACCCUUGACAGUUACCUGGAAGGAGCAAGUACAGCUAAUCAAAGAAUUGAAUAUUGGUGGCGUUUCCUUCGUAACCAGUGUGUGGAGUUCUGGUUGUCCCUUUUUGGAGACAUCAGAGACAACGGUUACUUUGAUGGUGGAUUUUUAGACAAAAACCUUCUUCAGUUUUGCUGCAUGGGGAUCAUACAGGAUGAGCUGGAUGAUACUGCCCAGGUUUGGAAUGCACACUCCAUCAGGCCAUCAAACAACAGAAAUGUCCCCAGUGGUCGACCCAAUGUGAUGUAUGCAUUACCUGAGCUCUACAGGACAAGAGACUUUCUUUGCCUUGUUGAAGAGGAACAUGUUGACAGUCCCAUCUGA
This is a messenger RNA of Fundulus heteroclitus (mummichog), 626 nucleotides long. RefSeq lists its product as uncharacterized. The record is from RefSeq and is a predicted model, not a curated record. Bases 18 to 626 code for a protein of 202 amino acids. The transcript has 3 exons. Lineage: Eukaryota; Metazoa; Chordata; Actinopteri; Cyprinodontiformes; Fundulidae.